AUGGGAGGCCUCAGAAGUGACGUCAAAGCUUCAGGAGCCAAUGGGAGGCCUUGGAGUUGUUGUCAUAGCCUCAGGAGCCAAUGGAAGGCCUCAGAAGUGACGUCAAAGCUUCAGGAGCCAAUGGGAGGCCUUGGAGUUGAUGUCAUAGCCUCAGGAGCCAAUUGGAGGGCUCAGAACCAAUGGGAGGCCUUGGAAGUGACGUCAGAGCCUCAGGAGCCAAUGGGAGGCCUCGGAAGUGACGUCACAGCCUCAAGCCAGUCACAUGUGGCAAGAUUUGGAGUCAGUGCUAAUGGAGGAGGUGGGGUCGGCGCCCCCCCCUACCACCACCACCACCACCACGACCCUCCCGCUGCCUCCCACCCCCCCAGGCCCAGAGCAGGAGGGGGAAGGGGGAGGGAGACUGCCAAGCCUCCCCCCCAUCACCUCCGCCUUCCCCCACCAUCACCCCCCACCCCAUUACUACCCCCAGUACGUCCCCCACCCUCAGCCCCCCUACCACACCCCCCCUACUGCCACCCCAGGGUUGGAGGGCCCCCACCACACCCCCACGCCACAGUACACCCCCCCACACCCCCAACACACCCAGCCACACCCCCUCCACACGCCCACGCCCACUGGAACACACCCUCAGAGCACCCACGCCUUCCCCCAACACACCCCCUCCUUCCCUCCCCACCCCCCCACCCCCUGUACCAGUAUUGGGGAGGGGGCGGCAUUGUCCUCACCCCCCCUUCCUCCCCGCGUGCCCCUGGGGUAGUGGCGGCCCCUGUGCUGUGCCCCCCUGCCCUGCCGCCCAGCGCGCAGGCCCCGCCACGCCCACGCCGCAGGAGAAGUCGCCGGCGAGUCAUCAUCCACACGUGCCCACAGCCUGCGUGUCUCAAGACAUACACAAAGUCCUCCCACCUGAAGGCGCACCUGCGCACGCACACGGGGGAGAAGCCGUACACGUGCCGGUGGCGCGGGUGUGGGUGGCGGUUCGCGCGCUCCGACGAGCUGACGCGCCACUACCGCAAGCACACCGGCGACCGCCCCUUCCAGUGCAGGCUGUGCGACCGCGCCUUCUCGCGCUCUGACCACCUCAGCCUCCACAUGAAGCGACACUCCGCGGCGGCGGCGGCGGCGGCGGCGGCGCCGGCACACCCUGCCCUGCCCUAGCGGCGUGCUGAACGACAGUCUUGAGUGCAGCGGGUUUCCAACUGAGGUCUCAUUUCGGUACUUCAGCUGACCACAGUACCAACCCCCCUCCCCUCUCCUCCUCUCCCAUCCCUCCUCUCCUACCCCUCCCUCGUGUUAUCACCCCCCGCCCCGCUCCUCACCCCCUCGUGUCCCAGGCAGCGUGGGCCGUCUGUCGUGGCGCCCGUCACUGCCUGGAGGCACUGCGGGCACCAUCAACCCAGUAUGUUAAGUGUUUUGUAUCAAUAAAUUAUUACUAAGAUGA
This is a messenger RNA of Scylla paramamosain (green mud crab), 1438 nucleotides long. Its product is annotated as Kruppel-like factor 3. The coding region runs from base 1 to 1155 and encodes 384 amino acids. Gene Ontology annotation, molecular function: DNA-binding transcription factor activity, RNA polymerase II-specific; RNA polymerase II cis-regulatory region sequence-specific DNA binding. Gene Ontology annotation, biological process: regulation of transcription by RNA polymerase II. NCBI's taxonomy places the organism in Eukaryota, Metazoa, Arthropoda, Malacostraca, Decapoda, Portunidae. The transcript has 3 exons. The record is from RefSeq and is a predicted model, not a curated record.